This is a messenger RNA of Neoarius graeffei (lesser salmon catfish), 6679 nucleotides long. RefSeq lists its product as uncharacterized. NCBI's taxonomy places the organism in Eukaryota, Metazoa, Chordata, Actinopteri, Siluriformes, Ariidae. Bases 582 to 2516 code for a protein of 644 amino acids. The transcript has 7 exons. The record is from RefSeq and is a predicted model, not a curated record.
CUUAGUAUCAUUUGAUCGGAUUUAGCAGUAUAAUCGUAAACUGAAACACACCUUGUCGUACAUCCUGCAUAACUCGAGGAACCACAGAAAAAAAAAAAUUUCCCUGUGUACAUUCCUGCCUGCUUUUAACCUGCUUCUGAUGUCUAAGAAAAAAGAUCCUAAAGCCACUCCUGUUUACACCACCCAGAAUGUGUUCCAGUGACAUGGAAGAUGCUGCUGAACACACCUCUGUGCCUCUCUUGGCCUCCAUCAGCUGUGUGUAUGAAUAUCUUUCAAAUAGAAACAAAAUCGCUGCUUACUGGAAAGUUCAACAAAAAUGGCUGGAUCUGUAUGAUAUGGAAGUAUCAUCAAUUUGAAGUCUGAGAGGAAUAACGUGUCGUGCUUGGAGAUGAACUGAAGACUUGAAGAAUUAGAAGAUGUGGAUAUACCAUACUUGAGGAUUCGAUGGAAUUUUACCUUUGGCUUUGGACAAAAAUUGAACGUUGUGUGUUUUUUUGUUUUGAGUGUACUAAUAUCUGAAUAUCUUAGUUUGUUUGGCAUGUGUGACAUGUAGCCUAUUCUUUCAUUUUUGAUGUGUGUAAAUGGCAGACGCAAACUCUGUAUCGGACUCCCAGGUCUUGUUGCAGUCCAUGCUUCAAAGGCUGAGGCUUCAACCAAGACCCGAGAGCAACAGCACACACACACAAGACGAAGUGCAGUAUAAUACAACAUUGAUAGAGCAAAAUGGCGGUGCUGCAGAGAGCCUACCUCAAACCCCGCCAAUGUACAAUUUUGAUUUUUCGAUGGGAAGCAAACCGGUUGUGACCAAUCUGGCUGUACCACCGGGUCUGGGUUUGACUGGUGUAACAACAUCUCUUUCCCAAGAAUUUUCCAAAGGAAUUGAUGUUUACAAUUCAGGAAUGUCAUCUACACCAAAAUGGAGAACACUAAGUUGGGGGUUUAUGAGCAACCACACUGUAUCAGGAGGAAACAGUUAUGCCAGUACAUGCCCGGAUGAUGAUGUGAUGUCCAAGCAGGCCAGGAAGCAGAAGUUCUCUCUGACAAAAAUGAGUAGUGGCAAUGUCUCAUCUUUACAAAAGGUAGAAACGUCAUUGCCCUCAACAAACACAUCAGACCAGACGGAAUCAAAUAUCAGGGGCCAGAGGGUUGGAUGUGAAGAAAAGAGAUGGACCCAGAAGAUGAAGGAAAAAUGGAAGGAGAGACACAAAAGCAUAUCCAGAAGAGAACCAGAUAACAGAGAGACAGAAGAACAGAGCAAAGUGGCAAAUAGCAUCAGGUCUCCAAUUCCUGUCCAAACUGUGCCCAAUGAAAACAACACAACUAGAGCAUUUAAUGAGGAAGUUGGUAUCCAGCUCCAGCCAAUCAACAAUGGUCCUGUCAAAGACAUUCCCAGUCCACUCGAUCACAUGAGUGAGACCUUAUUUUCACCGGGCUCUUUCAACCUGAUGGAAGAGAUUUUCACAGGUCAAGAGUGGGCCAAGUACCUCCCAUCCAACACCAGCAGCCAAUCAGAGUCCAGUUCCAUCACACAAGACCAAGGAAUGGGAUUAAUAAAUAGUAUUAACCAGUCAGGUCAAAAUGAGCAAACCAUGUUCAGCCAAUGGAAUUACAGAGCGGCCACGGUCCCUAAAUUUGGAAUGAUGCCAUCACAAAUGAACUCUGGAAGUUUUCACAACAUGGACACCACUGAAAACAUGUUUCAACAAAGAAAUACUUCAAGUUUUGCAAUGUUUGAGUUACACAAUGGUCAGUGUGGACUGUCUGAUUCAGGAUCAAAGCAAUUGGAGAGCAUGGAUCUGAGUGUCAGAACAUUAGAGAGCAAUCAUCCAAGCAAAGAGCAAGCGAAUACUUAUCCACAUAGUCAGUCAAACACUACAGGACUAGCUAUAAAUUCAUCAUUAUCCAGUGAGCAAAAGGUGAAUCAGUCGCAAGUAAUGGAAAUAAACCACAACCAACCUGGAAGUGUGCAUGAGGUUCUCCCCAUGUUGGAAUUAUCAUAUCGUCAGUCCAAAGACAGUUCUUCUCUGAAGAAGCAACUAUCUCUGAGCCGCAAGCGAAGUCACUCCAAAGAGGGAAGAGUUUCAAAUGAACGUUGGAGAUCAGAAACUGAUGAAAUGCAUGAGUGGAGACAUAAUUCCUCCCCUUCAGAUCCAGCACCAAAUCAUUCCCCUGCCUCCUCCACCUCCUCCCUCCAGCACUCUGUUUCCCAGGAUUCAGAGUCGUCAGCGUUGACAGAAACUGUGAUCAAAAAGAGGCGAAUGGACAGCAAACGUCAUGUGCGAUUUGCAGAAGAGGUGACCAUUGUACCACCCCUUGUUCUGUUGGAUGCUGAUGGUGAUGCUGAUGCUGAUGAUUAUGGUCACAGCAGCAAUGAAGGCAACAAUCAGGGUGGAGAACAGUCGCCGUCGCACUCGUCUGUUUCCAGAUGGGUUGGGGUACUCAGGAGUAAGACCAAGAGGAAGUCCAAACUUAAACUUCCACGCAACAAUACUGAAGACAUCAAAACUACGAAAUAACACAUGGAACAUAUCUGGAAUUAUGUGGUAAACAAAAAAGUGUUUAAAAAAAACAAAAUAUGUUUGAUUCUUCAAAGUAACCACCAUACUGUUUACCUUGAUGAUGCUUUGUACACUACUGGCAUUUUCUUAACCAGCUUCAUGAGGUAGUCACCUGGAAUACUUUUCAAUUAACACGUGUGUCUCGUCAAAAGUUAAUUAGUGGACGAGUUUCUUGACGCCUUAAUGUAUUUGAGAUCAAACAGUAAAUAGUAAAUAAUAAAAAUACAAUACAUAACCCUAUUCAACACCACAACUAUAGUAAUCCAUAUUAUGUCAAGAACUGAACAACUAAGUAAAGAAAAACAACAUCCAUCAUUACUUUAAUACACAAAGUGUCGUUUAAUUCAUAAAAGUAAAGAAAAUCAUUGAAUUAGAAGGAGUGUCAAAGCUUUUGAUUGGUACCUUACGUGAUAAUUUAUGUAAAGAAAACUCCGUGAUCCAUUCUGAAGUAAAUAUCUCUAAAUUUAGCUAACUAGAUAAACACCUAUAUAUAUUUUAAAAUCAAAAAUUUGUGUAAAUAUACAUAUGCUUAUCAGCCAGCUUAUUAGGAACACCUCUACAGAUUCAAACUCAUGCCCUUAUGCAGUCAGCCAAUCAUGCAUCAGCAGCACAGUGCAUAAAAGCAUGCAGAUACAGGUCAAGAGCUUCAGCUGAUCUUCACAUCAAACUUCAGAAUGGCAGAAGUUCAUGGAUUCGUGGAUAAUUGCAUGAAUGUGCAUCGGUGUUCGUACUCCAGGCCACGCCUACAGGAAUCACAGACUCCGAGCGAUAUUUAACAGUUAUUCCACGAAAUCGAGUUGUACAUGAGCUGACGAGACACAUGGCGCUGAGUCGGCUGUAAGCCAUGUACGACGAGAUUGAGUGGAAGAACUGUUUUAUUCUAUCCACAUUCACUGGAUUUUGAGAAACAGAGCAUUUUUAUUUUUUGCAAAAUCAAUAAAUAAAAACUGUAUACAAAACGUCCAACAAAAUCACUUCUGCUUAGAAUGUAAACAAACCGGCGAAAUGACAGUAGCGAUUUCUGAAAAAUGCGGUAAUAAUAAUUCUUGAAAAAUAAAAAAAGAUACGUUCUUACCAUCAAAUACUUUCAUUCCAUAUUUUGUUGCUUUAUUUUUUUGUAUUUUUAGGGUUUUGUUUUCGAGUAGAGUUUUUAUUUCGUCCUCGGUUGCUUCGGCAACACGCUCCACUAUUUUGUUUUUCUCUAUUCAUGGUAUAUGAGCUGAUAGCCUAGUAGUAGAGUAGCCAAUCAGAGCGCACGAUUGCUCAUAUCCAGUCAGUGUGGAUAAAAUAAAAGCAAGUUAUUCCGAAGUGUAAGUUUAAAAUGUUUUGUACCUGCACUUACCCUACAUUUGUGUCACAAACCUGACACGUGCCACAGCCAUUUUCUCUUUCACAAAUUCAACAGCACAACAAUUUCGCCAAGUAAAAUGUCCACUCUUUGUUUAUUAUUAUCAUUAUUAUUUUUAUCAUUAUUAUUAUUUAAUGACCAUAUUUAAAAAGGCCCUUGAUUACCUCGCCCACGACGGAGUAGGCGGGGCGAGGUAUUGUAAUCAGUGUGGUUUGUUUGUGUGUCUGUCUGUUAACAAUCUAGCGUGUAAACGGUUGCACCAGUUGACUUCAGAAUUUCAGGUUAGGUGGGCAAUGGUCCGUAGAUUACCUGAUUAAAUUUUGGGGGUAAUCGGGUCAAGGUGAAGAUCAAGGUCAGCAAAAAGGUCAACCUUUGGGUCAAAAUAACAUAUUUUCCAUUAUAACUCAAAAACAGUUGCCGAUAGACAGAUGUUUACUAUUAUGAGCAUAUAGGAACUCUCAUUUGGCGCCAUGAUCUUUGACGUUGAGUGACCUUUCAAGGUCAAACUCAAGGUCACGGAUUUUCAGAGGGCUGUGACUUGAAAACGGUUGAUGGUAGACAGAUAUGUACCAUUAUCAACUUAUAGGAAGUGCCAUAUGGGCUUUCAUUUGGCACCAUGAUCUUUGACCUUGAGUGACCUUGAAAGGUCAAACUGAAGGUCAUGGGUUUUCGAAGGGCUAUAACUUUAAAAUGGUUCAUGGUAGCCAGAUAUUUACCAUUAUCAACAUAUAAGAAGCCCCGUAUGAGUUUUUCAGUUGCCACCAUGACCUGUGACCUUGCAUGACUUUGAAAUGUCAAACUCAAGGUCAUGGAUUUUCACAGGACUAUAACCUGACAGCUGAUGAUUGAGAAAUAUUACCAUUAUGAGGAUAUACAUUGGCAUGCAAAAGUUUGGGAACCCUUAUUGAAAAUGUCUGUUACUGUGAAUAGUUAAGUGAGCAGAAGAUGAACUGAUCACCAAAAGGCAUAAAGGUAAAGACGAGACAUUUCUUUUCAGCGUUUUCUGCAAGAUUUGCGUAUUAUUUUUGUUUUGUACAAUUGGAGAGUGAAAAAAGAAAAGGAACACCAUGCGAAAGUUUGGGCACCCCAAUACAUUUGAGUUCUCAGGUAACUUUUACCAAGGUUCCAGACCUUAAUUAGCUUAUUGAGCUGUGGCUUCUUCAAAUUCUUCGUUAGGAAAGGUCUGAUGAUGCAGAUUUCAAAGCUGUAUAAAUUCUCUGACUCCUCAAACUUGUCCCUAAAAUCAACAGCCAUGGGCUCCUCUAAGCAACUCCCUCGCAUUCUGAAUAAUAAAAUAAUUGAUGCUCACAAAGCAGGAGAAGGCUACAAGAACGUAGCAAAGUGUUUUCAGGUAGCCGUUUCCUCAGAUCGUAAUGUUAUUAAGAAAUGGCAGUUAACAGAAACAGUGGAGCUCAAGGUGAGGUCUGGAAGAUGAAGAAAACUUUCUGAAAGAACUGCUCAUUGGAUUGCUAGAAAGGCAAAUAAAAACCCCUAUUUGACUGCAAAAGACCUUCAGAAAGAUUUAGCAGACCCUGGAGUGGUGGUGCACUGUUCUACUAUGCAGCGACACCUGAACAAAUAUGACCUUCAUGGAAGAGUCAUCAGAAGAAAACUGUUCCUGCGUCCUAGCCACAAAAUUCAGCGUCUGAAGUUUGCAAAUGAACAUCUAAAUAAGCCUGAUGCAUUUUGGAAACAAGUCCUGUGGACUGAUGAAAUCAAAAUAGAACUUUUUGGCCACAAUGUGCAAAGGUAUGUUUGGAGAAAAAAGGGUGCCAAAUUCCAGGAAAAGAACACCUCUCCAACUCUGAAGCAUGGGUGUGGAUCGAUCAUGCUUUGGGGUUGUGUUGCAGCCAGUGGCACAGGGCGCAUUUCAUUGGUCGAGGGAAGCAUGGAUUCGAAUAAAUACCAGCAAAUUCUGGAAGCAAACAUCACACCAUCUGUAAAAAAGUUGAAGUUAAAAAGAGGAUGGGUCCUACAAUAAAACGAUGAUCCAAAACACACCUCAAAAUCUACAAUGGAAUAGCUCAAGAGGCACAAGCUGAAGGUUUUGCCCUGGCCCUCACAGUCCCCUGACCUAAACAUCAUUGAAAAUCUGUGGAUAGAUCUCAAAAGAGCAGUGCAUGCAAGACAGCCCAAGAAAUUUGUAGAACUGGAAGCCUUUUGCAAGGACGAAUGUGUGAAAAUCCCCCAGGUAAGAACUGAAAGAUUAUUAGCUGGCUACAAAAAGUGUUUACAAGCUGUGAUACUUGCUUCGGGCCCUUUUCCUUUUUUGUCAUUUUGAAAAUGCAAAAGAUGAAAAUAAAAAAAUUGUUUUUGCUUAAAAUAUAAAGGGAAUGAGUCAUCUUUAACUUUAUGCCUUUUGGAGAUCAUUUCAUCUUCAACUUGCUUAACUGUUCACAGUAACAGCAAUUUUGACCAGGGGUGCCCAAACUUUUGCAUACCACUGUAGGUAUAAAAUAAGUGCUGCCGGGCGAGGUUUGUUUUGCCUGGCAACACUUGCUUAAAAUAGCUGAUUUGAAACACAUCUUUGUAAGAAUGAAACACAGAAUAACUUAACAAGAGAGCAUGAGAGAUGAAACAGUUUAUUAACUUGUGUAUAUUUAAAGGAUGUAGUUCAUUUCAAUAGUAAUUAUCCAAGUUGAAGAACUGAAACACUCUGUAAUGCCAAAGAAAAUUUUUACUAAUGGUUACAAUGAAAAUGUAUGUUUAGAUAUAACUGAUGUAACCUUCCAUGUAGGAAUGAUACACAUGAAGUUUCUACUUUAAAAUGUCU